Messenger RNA from Neoarius graeffei (lesser salmon catfish), 5244 nucleotides. RefSeq names its product acyl-CoA dehydrogenase family, member 11 (gene acad11). The coding region runs from base 714 to 3377 and encodes 887 amino acids. The transcript is spliced from 21 exons. Gene Ontology annotation, molecular function: oxidoreductase activity, acting on the CH-CH group of donors; flavin adenine dinucleotide binding. Gene Ontology annotation, cellular component: mitochondrion. NCBI's taxonomy places the organism in Eukaryota, Metazoa, Chordata, Actinopteri, Siluriformes, Ariidae. The record is from RefSeq and is a predicted model, not a curated record.
GCGAAGUCGCUAGGAGUAGUUGGUGGGUGUGGUUAGUGGAGUGUUUAUCCUCCGGUUACUUAUAAUGACUAGAACUUUUUUUUUUAAUAAUGACUAGAACUGGAGUCGUAUAGAUGUCCGUAUUUCCUCAAUCAACCGCUCUUCGUGCUGCUCCAUCUUCGCUCGUGUUUUUAAAAAUGCCGGUCGUGAAAACAAACCAAACCGGGAAAGUAGGGAAGCGUUAUUUUACAAAGGAGUACUGGAGAGGUUUGUUUAAAUUUUGUUUUUAGAUUCCUGAAGAACAGAGGACUGUUUCAUAUAAUUUAGAAAACAAUUUAAUUUUUUUUCUUCUUUUUCCUCAUAUUUUGUAUUUCCUUGUUAGGGUUAGACUUCAGAUUCAUACUCCAGUCCAGCUGGUGGUGGUAAUGCACCGUUAACGUUAGUUUGCCAACCGCCAUAAAACCUAAAGAAGAAGAAGAGGUAGGGAAGCGGAAGUGCGUGUACAGCGGAUGUAGAGUGGACCAAUCAGAGCCCUCUUGUCUGCGGGGCUUCUGCGGUGGUCAGUAUUUUUGGGAGGUGCGCGCAGACACUAUCUGCGAGGACUUCAGCAUAAAUUGGCCUGUAGUGUCUGAAGUAACCUAGGCAACGACGCGAGCGGGCUGAAUACAUGCACCAGCACCAUCUAGCUCUCGCUGCAGAGCCCUCGUAAACAUUUUUGUUAAAGUAAAGUCAGAAUGAAACGAUUUCUAAGUGGCAGUGAGAAGAGGAAAGAGGAUAGCGAACAGUUUGUUGAAAAGCUACCGAAAUUAGCAACCUUCUUCCACACAAGUUCUACCACCGAAGAAGAACCCAGGCCCAGCACAUCUAAUGAGCUGGGUUUUGCUAACAGCAAUGCUAGCUGCAGUGGUAGUCGUAGAGAUAGCGAUAUUAUAUCACCGGCAUCACAAAUGAACUCGUCUCGCAACGAGCAUGAGCCAGAAGAAGCAGCAGGCAAUCAAUCCACUGAUGGCACGGAAUCGAUGUUGGGGUUGAGGGGGGCCUCCGAAUUGUCCUUUGCCCAGAGCCUCAGAUUUCCUAAAACCGCCCCUGAUGACCAGACGAGCCCGAUUCGCCAGCAGCAUGUUUUUAACGUGAAGAAACUCCAUGGAUAUUUGACAGGGAGACUUCAAGGAGUUUUAGAAAAUGCCACAUUUUCUGUGCGGCAAUACAGAUAUGGCCAGUCCAACCCAACAUUUCUCAUUCAAACUCCAAAUAAGAGCUUUGUGCUCAGGAAAAAACCUCAUGGAUCUUUACUUCCGGGUGCUCAUAAGGUGGAUAGGGAGUAUGUUGUACAGAAAGCCUUGCACUCCAUUGACUUUCCUGUUCCUGAGCCUCUGCUUUACUGCUCAGACACAAAUGUUAUCGACACAGAGUUCUACAUCAUGGAGCAUGUUCAGGGCCGUAUAUUCCGAGACCCAAGGCUACCAGGCAUCUGUGCAGCAGAACGCAGUGCUCUGUAUGUAGCUGCAGUUGAGGUGUUAGCCAGACUUCACUCUGUUAACCUAACCACACUUGGCCUAGUAGGAUAUGGGAAAGGGGCGGGUUACACCAAGAGACAGGUGUCCACAUGGACAAAGCAGUACAGAGCCUCAGCCAGCAAAAGCAUUCCAGUUGUUGAUGAGCUUUCUGAUUGGCUGAGCAACAAUUUGCCAUCCACUGAUGACCAAGUGACCCUUGUACAUGGUGAUUUUCGGAUUGACAACCUGAUAUUCCAUCCAUCAGAGGCCCGAGUGCUAGCCGUAUUGGAUUGGGAGUUAUCCACAACUGGGCAACCACUUACAGACCUGACUUACUUCGUCAUGCCCCAUUACUGCCCCUCACAUCUUAAUCUCAUCACUGUUCUUGGUGGAGUUACAGGGAUAGAGGGUAUCCCUCCUGCAGAAGACCUGAUCUCCAUUUACUGCCAGCGCCGUGGAAUCCCCCCUUCAAUCCCACAUAAGAAUUUCUUUAUUGCCUUGGCCAUGUUUAAAAUGGCCUGCAUUGCACAGGGUAUUUACGCAAGGUCUUUGCUGGGGAAUGCCAGUGCUCCUAAUGCGGCUCAGUUUGGCGAGAGUGUAGAGCCUUUAGUUCAGCUGGCUCUGAAGAUUGCCCACAGCUCCUCAUCAGCUGUCCAAGUUCCUGAUCAUUUAUUUGGCCAGUCUGCUAAAGGUUACGCUGUCCUCCAGCGGGUUAAAGAGUUCAUGAAACAGCACGUACUGCCUGCUCAGAAGGAAAUGACUGAGUACUAUGUCAAACACCGUGAUGGGCCUGAGAAAUGGCAAACACCACUUGUGCUGGAGGAACUAAAGGUAAAAGCUCGUGCUGCUGGACUGUGGAAUCUCUUCCUACCUGCAGUCAGUGGACUAUCUCAGCUGGAUUAUUCCUACAUUGCUGAGGAAACUGGACGAUGCUUCUACGCUCCCGAGGUCUUCAACUGCCAGGCUCCAGAUUCUGGGAACAUGGAGGUACUGCAUCUGUUUGGUUCUGAGGAGCAGAAAAAGCUCUGGCUAGAGCCCUUACUGCGAGGAGACAUACGAUCCUGCUUUUGCAUGACUGAGCCAGACAUUGCCUCAAGUGAUGCGACUAACAUGGAGUGCACCCUGUACAAGGAUAAAGACCACUACAUCAUCAAUGGCAAGAAGUGGUGGAGCAGUGGUGCAGGCAAUCCAAAGUGCAAGAUCGCCAUAGUGAUGUGCAAGAGCAAGGCAUCUGAUGUUAUCAGCAGACAUGGUCAGCACAGUAUGAUUUUGGUUCCUAUGGACACACCUGGUGUGCGGAAGAUCCGACCUCUUACUGUGUUUGGACAAGAUGAUGCAUACCAUGGUGGCCAUUUUGAGAUACACUUUGACAACGUACGUGUUCCUGCAUCCAACAUUCUUCUGGGUGAGGGUCGGGGGUUCGAGAUAGCUCAGGGUCGGCUGGGCCCCGGUAGACUGCACCACAGCAUGAGGGCAGUAGGACUAGCAGAGCAGGCACUGGAGCUGCUGUGCCAAAGAUCUGGUAGCAGAAGCACCUUUGGCAAAAAACUGUACCAACAUGAGGUGGUGGCUCAUUGGAUAGCAGAGUGUCGCAUUGCUAUUGAACAGACACGCCUACUGGUUCUCCAUGCAGCUUAUAUACUUGACACACAGGGGAACAAGGCGGCAAGGAAACAGAUUGCGAUGAUAAAGGUAGCAGCUGGCAGGAUGGCUUGUAAGGUGGUAGAUUGUGCCAUUCAGGUCCACGGGGGUGCAGGAGUAUCUGCUGAUUUCCCUCUUGCACAAAUGUAUACAUAUGCACGAACUCUGCGUCUAGCUGAUGGUCCUGACGAGGUUCAUCUGUCUUCGAUUGCCCUCAUGGAGCUCCGGGACCAGUUCAGACAAACAGCUGCUAAACUCUAAACUAACCACGACUGAAAAUGUUUUUUUAAUCAGUUAUGAAAACUUGAUUCAUUUUAGUCAAAUUAUAUUACUCAGCACAAACUUUAUAAUUCUUUACUACUAUAACUGAUUUUAUUUUUAUUGGAAAAAAGCAUUAUCAUGAUGAUUUAGAUAAAGUGGGGUCAAAAAUUCUGAGAAAACUAGUGAUAAUGGUUCUAGUCUGCAGAAGAAUUUAAUAAAACAAUUUUCAUUGCAAAUUAUAUUAUUGACAACAACUCGAGUGAAAAGUAGAAUCUUUGAAAUAUUUACACGAAUUUCAGCAUUUCUUAGUAUUUGGUAUCUCCCAUUUUUAUCCCCCGCUGGCCGAAAGGUCCGAAGGGGGGAUUAUGUCGUGGCGAUUUCCGUCCGUCUGUCUGUCUGUCUGUCCAUCCCAGGAAGGGCGCUCACCUUCUGAAAUUAACUCCUCUCACAGAGUUUGGAGGAAUUUCACGAAACUUGGCAGGAUUCUUUGUUAUAUGUCGGUCAUACGCAUAUUGUAAUUUCGUUAAAUUCGGUCACAUUUUACCAGAGUUACAGUCCUUGAUUAACAAAAUUAUAAUUUGACAAUUUCAUGAGUUUUUCCUUCUGAAAUCAACGCCUCUCACAACUGUUGAAGGAAUUUCAUGAAGCUUGGCAAAAGGAAUUGUUAUUAUCGGUAAUACGCAUUUUGUUCAAUCCGGUCGCACUUUACCAGAGUUGUGGCCCUCGAUUAACAACCUUGUACUUUCACAAUUUCAUGAAGGUGUGCUUGCCUUCUGACAUCAACUCCUCUCACAAUUUUUGGACGAAUUUCUCAAAGCUUGGCAAAAGUCCUUGUUAUAUGACGGUAAUACGCAUAUUGCAAUUUAAUUUCGUUUGUGAAAAUUUGACCAGAGUUUUGACCCUUGAUUAAAUAACUUGUACUUUGACAAUUUCAUGAGGGUGUACGUUCUUCUGAAAUCAACUCCUCUCACAAUUUGUGGAGGAAUUUCACCAAACUUGGCAAAAGGCUUUGUUAUAUGACAUUUAUACGCAUAUUGAAAUUUCGUUUAAUUUGGGCAAAUUUUACCAGAGUUAUGCCCUUGAUUAUUAACAAACUUGUACUUUGGCAAUUUAAUCAAGGUGUGCUUUCUUUCUGAAAUCAACUUCCCUCACAAUUUUUAUCCCCCGCUGGCCGAAAGGCCCGAAGGGGGAUUAUGUCAUGGCGAUGUCCGUCCGUCCGUCCCAGGAAGAGUCCUCACCUUCUGAAAUCAACUCCUCUCACAAUUUUUGGAGGAAUUUCACAAAACUGGACAGGAUUCUUUGUUAUAUGUCGGUAAUACGCAUAUUGCAAUUUCGUUCAAUUCAGUCGCAUUUUACCAGACUUGUGCAAUAGUUGCCAGCGGGGUAUAUUGUGCUCUCAGAGCACUCUUGUUGUUUUAAUGACAUGCAUUUUUCAAAUCCUUUGACCUUUCAAUACAGCAUAGCAACAAAAAAAAUAGCAAAUCAUUAAGCAACAUUUAAGUAUUUAAUGUCAAAUCAAUCUUUAAAUGAAAAUCACCUUGACAAUAUUCUACAUAAUAUGAAAAUAAAUUCAAACCAAUGCAACAUUUGUAAAUUCACAUUUACAAAUACUAGAUGAGCUUAAUGAAAAGCCAAUAUUUCAAUAUUACAAUAUUAAUACAGUAUGGCAAUAUUAAAUCUUGUUAUACUAAACCUUCAUUGGUAUGCAAUCUCUCACUGAUUAUUCUGUUAUAGCAGAGUUGGUGGAAAUUCUUGUAGAUUUUAUAACUGUGUAAAUGUGAUGUACUUAUAGAAAUAAAUGUCACCGAUUCUUUUCAGAUCACUGAUGUCUCAUAAAAACUGUGUGAAUAAAAUAAGAGUGACUGGC